GCCAGCGUGAUCCCCCCGGUCUCGCCCUAUGGGACAGCGGCUUCCUGGGGAGGUAACAGGCCGGAUCCAGGAGACCCGUAAACUGGAGGUGAUGAAAUCGGACCGAGGUCAAAGGGAGCGAAGGGGAGGAGACUGGGGGAAGGAUGUGAAGCGAUUUUUUUUAAAGAAAAGAUCGCGUGAUCAGUCUUGGAGCUGUUAUAAAGUACGGCGGCGACCUGGAAGUGUGCGGCACAAGGUCGAGGCGGAGGAAAUGGAGGUGGCAAUGUUUACGAAAGUUUCACUGAUGUUCCUGUUCGUACUCCAGGGUGUAACAGCAAACCCCAAUCCUGCUGAUAAAAUGGAUAAAUCCAAGUCUCUCCGUUUCUUGGCUCUCGGUGAUUGGGGUGGGCUCCCAUUUUCACCAUACACAACUCCCGUGGAAAUGAGCACAGCCAAACAAAUGGGGGUUGUGGCCAAGACGAUGGGCGUUGACUUUAUUCUGUCACUGGGGGAUAACUUCUAUUACAGUGGAGUUUACGACGUUACAGACAACAGAUUUAAGGAAACAUUUGAGGAUAUCUUUUCUGCCGAGUCACUGAAGGACGUGCCCUGGUAUGUUGUAGCUGGAAACCAUGAUCACUCGGGCAAUGUAACUGCACAGAUCGAGUAUUCCAAAGUGUCCAAGCGAUGGAAUUUUCCGCAGUAUUACUAUGACCUGAACUUCACCAUAGCAGGCUCCAAUACCACCGUUACAAUAUUGAUGUUGGACACAGUCCUGCUGUGUGGGAAUUCUGAUGACUUCCGCGGAAUGGAGCCAGAGGCACCAAUGGAUUUUCAUGUGGCUAACACACAACUGCGGUGGGUUGAGGAGAAGUUGAAGGCCUCCAGAUCGGACUUUCUGAUUGUUGCUGGCCACUACCCAGUCUGGUCAAUUGCUCAGCAUGGACCCACUCGGUGUCUGGUGAAGAAGCUGUAUCCCCUGCUCACUAAGUACAGGGCCAGUGCAUACUUUUGUGGACAUGACCAUAAUCUGCAGUUUAUUCAGGACGAUAAUGGGAUUGGCUACGUCCUGAGCGGAGCUGGAAACUUCAUGGAAGAUUCUACCAAACACAAGCAUCGUGUUCCAGAGCACUGGUUGAAAUUUUUCUAUGCAGACAUUAGCUCUUUAGGGGGUUUUGCUUAUGUGGAGGUGAUGCCGGAGCAGAUGGUCGUCACCUAUAUUGAGUCCCAUGGCAAAUCUCUGUAUCAGACUACCAUCCCCAAACGAUCAGGCAGGUGAAGCACACAGAUAUUUAACACUUGAAGGGGAAAACAACUGUGCUAAAUGACAGACCUUGCUAAAAUUGAACCGAAUUGGUUCAUGUGAUUCCUUCUCUGGAAGCUGGUUUGUGUGCAAAGGCUUUGUUCUUUUUAGCCAAAAUCUCUCAAAUUGAACAGUAUUCUAAAUAGAGACGUUUAGUUUCCUUUGCUACUGAAGUGAAGUGCCAAUGAUUCCUUUCCUUCUAGCUUACCAAUAUGUAAGUAAUACUCAGGGAUUGACAGUUACAUUUCUAUUUUCUUGUUCUCCUGCUCUUCUGCUCUACCAGAUGUGCACAUGCUAGGAGUACAUUGGGAAAGUCAUCUAGUCUCAGAUUAGAUGGCAGGACUGAUUGAAGAACAAGGCAGCAGGACAAUUGGGAAUAGGGUGGCAAUAAGACAAACCGACUGAAUGAAUAAGAUGGAAGGCAAUGAGUGGAAUACCUUGACCUUCACAGUGGUCCACUCUAUACAAUGAUACAUCAUUCUCAAUCACAGAGAAAUUGCUUUGGUGCUUGCUAUGUCUACAGAUCAAGAACAUUCACUGUUAUUAUGGCAGGUCUAUGGCCUUAUUCCAUUAUCUGUACUUGCUCCAUUACCCUUAAUAUCAUUAGUUAAGAAUCAUCUACCAACCUUGGAUUUUAAAACAGACAAUUGAUGAUGGUCAAUUGUAAUUUGCAAAGAAUUGAUGACACUUCGGUUUAUGAUUACUUUAUAAUUCCAAAAAAUGUCUGGCUCUGAUGACAAAUUCUGUACUUAAUCUUCAGACUUCUAGGGAAUGGAAGACUUUAUUUUCUUUCUUUCCAGCUGUACAGCCAACGUGUGGUUCUAAAACUGUUGUGUCCAGAACAGCACGCAAUACUGCAGGACUUUGUACAGCUGCAAAACUAGUUCUAUCUCAUUAUACUCUAACCUAUGAUAUCGAAGCCUGCAUAUUACUAGACUUUAUCUUCUAUACCCAUGUGUAUCAUUUUAAUGAUCCACGUAGCCCAUCAAGUUUCUUUAGAUGUUGUUCCUUUUUCUUCAAUGCCAUUUAUUGUUCUUUUGCUUAACUCAAAGCAGGUAAUCUUAAACGGGCCAUGUUUUUCAUCUAUAAUUUUAUUAAUAUCUUUAAUGCUUCCAUCUAUAUUGUUUUAAAUGCCAUUCCUAUUUGCCAUCGGCAUCCAAACUGUUAAUAAACAUGGUGGAUAUUGAGGCUCCAGUACAGAUCUUUAGAUCUGAGUUAUAAAUUUUGUGUUUAAUGUGUGUAUUUUUUAAAUACUCCACACUGAUGUUCGGUUCUUUUUAUUCGGUAAUAACCAAACAAGGCUAGUCUGCCCCAUUGGUUUUGAUUGCAGACGUGUUUGUUACUUGCUUUUUUAAAAACUGAAAUUUGAUACACGUGCCAUAUCAAGUUGUCUUUGCAAUUAUUUAAAAGAAGGCAACACAUGGAAGGGCUCAAUGUAAUGAGGCAAGGUCCUCUGCGCUUCUCAUAGACAUGAGAAAGUCCAAAGCAACACAUUCUCUACGCUUCUGCUGGGAGCUGUGACCUUAUAGACUUUUCAGAAGCACCAUUUUCAAUGUGUUAUCCCAAUUACAUGUUGCACAUGUAAGAGAAAAAACUCUGCGAAUCUGCUCCGGACUGCUGACAUAAUGAUGCUAUUUAUGUCAGCAAUGUGCAUGACUGUAUUUGAUGUAUCUCAUGUUAAUCUGGUUCUGAUGUUUGACUUUUUGUAUGUUUUUUAAAAUCUGUCUUCAGGUGUGAAUUGUUCCAAAUUCUCUGGGAUUGUUUUAUAUGAUUAUUGACUUGUAAGCUUUGGAAUAAAUUAGAAUUAUUGCAAUA
This is a messenger RNA of Hypanus sabinus (Atlantic stingray), 3097 nucleotides long. It is a transcript of the gene acp5a, whose product is annotated as acid phosphatase 5a, tartrate resistant. Gene Ontology annotation, molecular function: ferric iron binding; ferrous iron binding; acid phosphatase activity. Gene Ontology annotation, biological process: bone resorption. The record is from RefSeq and is a predicted model, not a curated record. The coding region runs from base 29 to 1258 and encodes 409 amino acids. NCBI's taxonomy places the organism in Eukaryota, Metazoa, Chordata, Chondrichthyes, Myliobatiformes, Dasyatidae. The transcript has 7 exons.